Molecule: messenger RNA, 1533 nt
Organism: Cercospora beticola
Lineage: Eukaryota; Fungi; Ascomycota; Dothideomycetes; Mycosphaerellales; Mycosphaerellaceae
Gene: SHE9
Product: She9p
Biological process (GO): inner mitochondrial membrane organization
Cellular component (GO): mitochondrial inner membrane
Source: RefSeq, a predicted model, not a curated record
AUGAGCUUCGCCGGCAGGACACUGGGCCGAUGGACAUCGACCACGACAAGAUGGAGCACAGCAACGCUGCCGAGGUCGAGAGCAGCGUGGACUUGUGCAGAGUGUCGCGAGCAACUUGUGGUUCGGCCUACGAGAACAGAUAAGAUUGGGACGUUGUCGGUAUGGGCGCGUGGCUUCUCGAGCACGACGCGAAGGCAAGACGAUAAGACGGAGGAGCGAUUGCGGCGCAUACAGGAAGAAAACGCUGCUCGCAUACGCAAGGAAGAGGAAGAGGCUCGAUUACGCGCAGAGCAAAAGGCUCAAAGACUGCGCCAUGAGGAGGCCGAAGCACAGCGCAGAGAAGCAGAGGCACAGCAACGACUCCAAGAGCAGGAUGAACCCAAACCACAACCAUCCCUAUCCUCCCAACCUCAAAAUACGACAGCAACAUCAACGGCUCCAGUAACCGCUGCCGAGUCCUCCACGACCCUUCCCUCCCACGCCGACUCCCGCCGCUCUGACGUACAAAAACGCCUCACGCAAUUCCUCGAUGAUCUCCUCUUACACGCGUCUCGCAUCGGCCAGCAAGUGAACCAAUAUACAGGAACGGACUACUCCGGCAUCGAGAACCUCCGCAAAGAGAUCUCCUCUCAGGAACAGAAAGUCCGACAGCUCCGACGUGCUGUCGACGAAGCUCGAAAUGUUCACCAUGACGCCUACGCGCAACAAACAGCCAGUCAGCGAGAAAUCGUAGCAUUGCUCGAGCGAAAAAGCAGCUGGUCGCCAACCGAUCUUGAACGAUACAUGUCUCUUGUCCGAUCAGAGCAUUUGAAUGAGCAGAGUGUCAGUUCCGCCAAAUCGAAUCUCGACGUCGCAGAGAAUUCGCUCGAAGAAGCGAGGAGUUUGUUGGAGAGGUUAGAGAGAAAGCAGUAUCAUGAAGAGCAGAUUUGGAGUGAUACGAUAAGGAGAAAUUCCACGUGGGUGACAUUUGGCCUGAUGGGGUUCAACAUAAUUCUGCUGCUUGCAAAUAUUGUGAUCUUCGAGCCGUGGAGGAGGAAGAAGAUUGCGAAGGAUGUGAAAGGAUUGUUGGAUGAGAAGGCCGCAGUCGAGGAGAAGAGGACAGCAAGGGAAACGGGGGUAGAGGUCAGCGAGAAGGGAGUGCAAGUGGAUGAGGCAGAGCUGAGGAGCCUGGAGGAAUUUGAGAAAUUGAAGAGAGCGGAGGAGGAGCGCCCAUGUGAUAUUGCUCCUCCGGCUGAGACUCAAGAGAGUGCAUCGACACUUACCACCGGAGAGAUGCUUCCACUAGAGGCAUCAGAAGUGGUUGGAGCCGUGCCCAACGUCUCGGAUGACAUCGCGAAGAGAAAGGCCGCCACGACCGAGCAGCCUCAACCCGUGCGAUCAAUGUGGGAGUUCUAUCAAGAUGCGCUGAGCGAUCUGUUCUCCGAACGCAUUGUCCAGAUGCGCAAAGUCGAUGUGACCAACAUCGCCCUGCAAGGCGCAGCGUCAGGCUUCGCUAUAAUGGGCCUUUUAUUUGUCCUGUUGCGGCCGAAAUGA